Molecule: messenger RNA, 892 nt
Organism: Linepithema humile (Argentine ant)
Lineage: Eukaryota; Metazoa; Arthropoda; Insecta; Hymenoptera; Formicidae
Gene: ND-B16.6
Product: NADH dehydrogenase (ubiquinone) B16.6 subunit
Source: RefSeq, a predicted model, not a curated record
AAACACCAUCAUAUUAUUUAUUAAUAUUCGCAUAUCAUUUUUGCAGAAUUGUUUACGUCUUUUGAUGUGAAAUUGUCAGGGCUGCCUAUUAUUAGCAUCAAACUGCUAACGUAACGACUGGUAUUCAUAACAAUUCACAAUCAGCUGUUUGGAACGAGUGAAACAUUACAGAUAGCGAAUAAAUGUUUUCAGAGUGCUUCCAUGUACUGAUAGUUGAGUGAUGUUCUAGUCCGAAUAACCUAACCUAACCCAGAAAAACUAACGCAAAUGGCAACAACAACGGGUAAAAGAGUGCAGGAUCUUCCACCAAGAGGAGGCUAUGCUUCUAUCCAAACAGAAAGGGUUAAACUACGUAGCAUUCUUGGCGCAAGGAGUACAAUUGGACUUUUCUUAACCGUUACACUUAGCGGUGCCUAUUGCUAUUAUCUGAAUUUUAAACUGAUCAGACGACAACAAAUCGAGAUGAGAAGUUCACGUUUGGCUAUAUGGCCAGCAUUGCUAGCGGAACGUGACAGAGCUGUCUUGAAGCAAAUGAGGCGUAAUCGAGAUGAGGAAGCUGAGUUAAUGAAAAAUGUUGAUAGAUGGGAAGUUGGAACAUACUAUGGAGAACCAAUAUUUUUCCUGGAUGACGAAAAUCAAUAUAGGGAUCCUUUAUUCAUGGAACAUUUUGCUCACUCUGAUCCAGAUUUCCUAAUGUCACGUAGUACGCGUCAUCUAUGGACAUAAGAGUAUCACCAGCAUUUGAGAUUCACGAUUCUGGUCAGUUGUGGCUUAUUGUGGAGCACAGCUAGUGCAGGUAGUCUAAAUAAUAAUGAGAAGUAUAAAGAUUGUAAAUUAUAAAUUAUCAUAAAUAACAUUUUGAAUCCACAGAUCAGAAUAAAAGCAUUAUAUU